AUGUCAAAGUUAAAUGUACACUUGAAGCUGAUUGCCACAUUCGUUGUAUUGUGGACAAUAUUUAGUCUCUGUAAUGCUAAUCCGGAUGCAAAAAGACUGUACGAUGACUUACUCAGUAACUACAACCGGUUGAUACGACCCGUGAGCAAUAACACCGACACGGUGCUGGUAAAACUAGGAUUAAGAUUAUCGCAGCUGAUUGAUUUGAAUCUUAAGGAUCAAAUUCUCACCACCAACAUCUGGCUCGAACACGAGUGGCAAGAUCAUAAAUUUAAAUGGGAUCCUGCCGAGUACGGCGGUGUGACGGAACUGUACGUGCCAUCCGAACACAUCUGGCUGCCGGAUAUCGUUCUUUACAACAAGUGA
Sabethes cyaneus is the source of this 366-nucleotide messenger RNA. RefSeq names its product acetylcholine receptor subunit alpha-like 2. Gene Ontology annotation, molecular function: transmembrane signaling receptor activity; acetylcholine-gated monoatomic cation-selective channel activity. Gene Ontology annotation, biological process: monoatomic ion transmembrane transport; nervous system process; signal transduction. Gene Ontology annotation, cellular component: postsynaptic membrane; neuron projection; synapse. The transcript has 3 exons. Bases 1 to 366 code for a protein of 121 amino acids. Lineage: Eukaryota; Metazoa; Arthropoda; Insecta; Diptera; Culicidae. The record is from RefSeq and is a predicted model, not a curated record.